Hemisphaericaspora subhashii is the source of this 1608-nucleotide messenger RNA. RefSeq names its product type 2C protein phosphatase (gene PTC2). The record is from RefSeq and is a predicted model, not a curated record. The transcript has a single exon. Gene Ontology annotation, molecular function: protein serine/threonine phosphatase activity; cation binding. The coding region runs from base 1 to 1608 and encodes 535 amino acids. Gene Ontology annotation, biological process: protein dephosphorylation. Lineage: Eukaryota; Fungi; Ascomycota; Pichiomycetes; Serinales; Debaryomycetaceae.
AUGGGACAAAUUCUUUCUACUCCUGCUACAGAGAAGUUUUCUUGGGAUGAUGAAGAUAAAUAUUUAGCAUAUAGUUUAUCAUGUAUGCAAGGUUGGAGAAUUAAUAUGGAAGAUGCUCAUUCAAGUAUUUUAAAUAUUCAUGAUGAAUCUACUUAUAGACUUCACGAAGAUGAUCAUGAUCAUAAUGAAAAACUGCAUAUUGAACAAGCAACAACAACUACUACUAAUAAAGAAGAACAGCCGCAGCAAGAAAAUACCACCACCACUACCAGCAAUACUAAAGAACAUAUUGCUUUCUUUGGUGUUUAUGACGGUCAUGGAGGUGAAAAAGCGGCAAAAUUCACUUCUAAACAUCUUCAUAAUAUUAUUAGGAAAACUGAAGCAUUCCAAAAACAAGAUUAUAUUAACGCCCUUAAACAAGGGUUUUUAGCUUGUGAUCAAGCAAUCUUAAAUGAUUUCUACAUGAGAGAUGAUGAUUCAGGAUGUGCUGCCACAAGUGCAAUCAUAACCCCAACCCAUAUCAUCUGUGGUAAUGCCGGUGAUUCAAGAACGGUAAUGUCGAUUAAUGGUUAUGCCAAGGCUUUAUCAUUUGAUCAUAAACCUUCAAAUGAAGGUGAAAAGGCUCGUAUUUGUGCUGCUGGAGGAUAUGUUGAUAUGGGAAGAGUGAAUGGUAAUUUAGCAUUAUCUCGUGGGAUUGGAGAUUUUGAUUUUAAAAGAAAUGUAGAUUUACCGGCUGAAGAACAAAUUGUUACUUGUUAUCCUGAUGUAAUACAACAUGAUAUAAAUUUACAAACUGAUGAAUUUGUUAUUUUGGCUUGUGAUGGGAUUUGGGAUUGUUUAAGUUCUCAAAAAUCUGUUGAAUGUGUUAGAAGAGGAAUAUAUGAAAGAAAAACUUUGGUUGAUAUCGCUGAAGAAAUAAUGGAUUUAUGUUGUGCUCCAACUUCUGAUGGAUCAGGAAUUGGUUGUGAUAAUAUGUCGAUUUGUAUUGUGGCAUUAUUAGAUUAUACCAAAAAUGAAACUUUAGAUCAAUGGUAUGAUAAAAUUAUCCAACGUAUUGAAAUUGUCGAAGGGGAUAAAUCUAUGUUAUCAACUUAUGGUCCAAUCUCAGCUCCUUAUAAUGACAUAUAUAAAGAAAUGUAUGGAGAAUAUUAUAAUAUUGGUGAACAAGGGCAAUCUAGAGGUGGUGCUGCUGGUGCCGGGGGUGGUUUAGCAAAUGGUAAUUCUAUCUUUGGAAGAGGUGGAUAUGAUGAAGAUGAAAAGGAAGAAGAAGAAGAUGCUGAACAACGUGCAACUGAUGAAGUUAGAUUAAAUACUAAUGCUAUUUCAUUACAAAAAUUAUUGGCUUCAAAUACUAUUACUAAUGAAAAUGGGGUUAUAUAUUUAGAUACUUCUUCUGCUCAAUCUUUAUUGGCUCAUUUUGGUGUUGGACCAAGCAGUCAUGUUAGUGGAGACAGAGAAGAUGAAAUAGAUGUUGAACAUGAUGAUGAUGAUGUACUUGAAAGACACACUGAAGAGGAUAUAGCACAAGAAGAUGAAAAAAUUGAACCAAUUUCAGAAGAUGAUGAAGACGAAGAAGAAGAAACUAAUGAUGAUAAACAAGAGAAAUAG